GAACUAUACCUGUUUAUUACUUCGCUCCAGUAAACCAGCAAACACCCGACCUUGUGCACAUUACACAUGGCGUGUAUACGUUUUUAUAUAUUAUGAUAUAAACUGUAAAAUAUUAUAUCGCCGAUAAACAGAAUAUGAGUUCCGAAAACCAGGUGGGUGGUAAACGAGGACAAUCCGUACAACCUCCUAAUGGUCAACACGGACAACCUGAUGAAGGUCAGUCCGGACAACCCGAUGGUGGUCAACCCGGACAACCUGAUGAUGGUCAACCCGGGCAACAGACUUCUGCACAAAAUGAAUGCACAUCCGGCGGCAUAUCAUCUGGAGACAAGAUUAUCACCCUUCAAUCACUCCAAAAGGAAAUAGAAAAUCUAAGGGCUGAGCUGACUGAAGAAAGGAAAAGAAGAAUUUCUUUAGAAACAAUAGUUACUAGACCAAAAGUGGCAUUUUAUGCCAGAGUCUCAACGCCCAUUGUCGGUAUAGCACCCUGGGCAACCAUCGUAUUUUCUGACGUGGAGACAAAUAUAGGAGGAGCCUACAACAGUAAGACUGGAGAAUUUGUGGCACCAACUGCAGGCCUAUACGUGUUCUUUUGUACCAUUCUUUCUGGCUGGAAUCUUAUAAUUGAAUCAGUUCUUCAGGUCAAUGGAACAAACAAGAUGCAUAUUUAUUCAGGCUCGAAUUUCCAAGGUUCUGGGAGCAAUAGGGCACUAUUACAGCUGAAUACUGGGGAUGUUGUAAGGAUGGCUAAACACGGGCCCUGGGGUUCUAAGCCCUUCACAGUUCACAAUUGCUGGAGCACAUUCUCCGGUUACUUACUGUAAACUAACAAGAGUAAACUAACUUUCACGGCGUGUUAUACGAAAUUUGCCUUGAAAUAAUGAAAAUUGUUUACUGUAAGUAUCAUUGAUCCUGCUGUAUGCAACACUGUAAGUCUUCACAAAAUGCAAAUUAACAUUUUUUUUUUGGUAUUGAGAUGUACACACGCUCAUGAAUAGUUUACAAUAUAUAAUUAUCAAAUUGGGCGAGAGAUAAUUACAUACGAUAAUGUAUUACAUUGUGAUCAAAUUCAUGCAGAUUUUUUCAUACAAAAAUGAAAUUGCAAUCGUUAGAAGCACAAACUGCCUGCAAAACUUGAAGUACAUGAAUUUAAUUUUAUUUGUAAACACUCAAGAAGAGUGAAAUGCAACAUCCUGGUCUUGUGAUACCCGAUAAAUGUGCACGCAGAACUCGUAUUGUAAUUGUUCAUAAACUUCUUCGGAACCUAUGCAACUCAUAUUCGAAUGCAUAUCAAAUACUAAAAAAGGCUUGUUUAUUAUAUACUUUAUAAUGAUUUAUCGAAAAGUAUUGAUGAAAUAAAAAGCAUAUUAAAUUUUGAUUACAAGCUGUGAUAUAUAAUCUUUAUUUUCACUGUUGUAAAAUAUGUUUUCACAUUAAAUCAUUUAGUAUAAUAAAGAGAAACAAGAUAUGCCAAAAGCAUCCUUGAAUUUUGCCGCUUUACAACAUCCCAAACUGUAUCUGCAUACUAUUUUGCAAGGCUCGUUGGAUGUAAAUCUUGAAAUUGUGCCACCAAGUAAACAUCAUUAAAAACAAA
Molecule: messenger RNA, 1594 nt
Organism: Mercenaria mercenaria
Lineage: Eukaryota; Metazoa; Mollusca; Bivalvia; Venerida; Veneridae
Product: multimerin-1-like
Exons: 3
Coding region: 135-824 (229 amino acids)
Molecular function (GO): protein binding
Source: RefSeq, a predicted model, not a curated record